UUCUCAGAAAGUCGUUUUAACUGUUAGCUGUGCGCGCAUAUCAUUCUGGUAGUCUUUCAGGGAUUAAUUUACGUUGCAAGUUGCUGAACUAAAUUACUAAAUGUAUCCCCAAAUUGCGAUAACUCAAGAAAUAAUCCGGUUGAAUGGUAUCAAAUAUCAACAAGGUUGCUACAAAAUAUUCCCUGUGACGUUUUUAUGGGUGUGUUGGGAACUCCAUGCCAUGGGAACGUUGUGGUAACAGUUCCACCCAUGUUAGAUACGUACAUUUGGGUGAAGUAUACAGUGUACUGGCUUACACGAAGUAUGCCGCCAAGGUCGAUUUGAUGCACGUGGCAUAAAGACCGGUUCAAUAACACCACCAUUAUUUUGGUCUGGUGUUUUAUAAUUAUACACAAUAAUACACAACUCUCUUUACAACUGUUGCGAGUGUUUUGCUAUGAGAAAACCAGCCACCAUGUUAGGAGUGGCUGCUGCAGGUACACUCGUUGCAUAUGGUGUUUAUUCUUAUUUAAAAAGAAGGAAACAAAAGCAGACAGAUGAAAUUAUCAAUGAUAUAAUGAAUGACUUUAAAGAUGCAAAUGUUUUUAUUAAAGACCCAGUUGGUCUGCGAGGGAAAUUGAAGGGUUUAAUGGAAGGUGGUGCUGAGAAAAUGCAGUGUAUUGCUGAUUUUGAUGGUACUUUAACAAGAGGGUCUUACAAGGGACAACCUGCACAAAGUAGCUUUGCUGUCGUUUCACGCACUGCUUUGUUGCCUGAGGAUGUUGAAAGAAAGGAACAAGAGUUGAGGGCAAAGUAUUAUCCAAUUGAGAGAUCAAGUGACAAGACAUUAGAAGAGAAAUGCAAGGCUAUGGAAGAAUGGUGGGCAGGAAUCUUUCGUAUACUGGAAGAGAGCAGCUUUACAAAACAAAUGAUUCCAGACAUAGUUAAAGGUGGAACUUCAGUUUUAAGGGAAGGCUGUGUUUAUUUUCUCCAGAGGUUAAAUGAUGAAAAAAUACCUCUCUUGGUUUAUUCAGCUGGAAUUGGAGAUAUAGUGGAAGAGGUUAUUCAGCAACAAGCUGCUGAUUCUACCAAAAAUCUUGACAACAUCACCAUCAUUUCAAACUACAUCAACUGGGAUAGUGAAGGAAAUAUGAAUGGAAUUAAGGGACACUUUCUUCAUUCAAGCAAUAAAGGAAGUUUUGCUGAAUCUUUAGAUUAUAAAGAUACUGUGAAGACUCGGACAAAUAUUAUUCUGUUGGGGGACAAUGUAGGAGACUCAGAGAUGAUAAAAUGUGCUGGAAAUGUUGAAAUCUGCUUGAAUAUUGGUUUCUUAAAUGACAAUGUAAAUGAGUUGAGAAAAGAUUUUGAAAAACUCUAUGACAUUGUAAUUGCGGACCCUGAAUCCAUGAUGCUUGUUUCUGUCCUGCUAAUGAAACUUUUGGGUAGGAAAUAGAUCAUCAAAAAGGUAACAUUUACU
Messenger RNA from Dendronephthya gigantea, 1456 nucleotides. RefSeq names its product cytosolic 5'-nucleotidase 3-like. Bases 437 to 1432 code for a protein of 331 amino acids. Gene Ontology annotation, molecular function: 5'-nucleotidase activity; magnesium ion binding. NCBI's taxonomy places the organism in Eukaryota, Metazoa, Cnidaria, Anthozoa, Malacalcyonacea, Nephtheidae. The record is from RefSeq and is a predicted model, not a curated record. Gene Ontology annotation, cellular component: cytoplasm. The transcript has 11 exons.